AUGAAGAGUAAGAGGAAGAAGAAGACAACGCCGCCUACGAUUACGAAGACGAAGAAGAAGAAGAAGCCGUCAACGCCGGAAUCGGCCCUAAUCCCUUCACUUCCCGAUGACUUGGCAAUGAGCAUCGUCGCACGCGUCUCAAGAUUGUACUAUCCGAUUCUAUCCCUCGUAUCGAAGAGCUUUCGAUCUCUCGUAGCUUCACCGGAGCUUUACAAGGUCAGGUCACUCUUGGGCACCACCGAGAGUUGUCUCUAUGCGUGCUUCAACUGCUUUUCUGGUUUUCGUUGGUUCAACCUCUGCCGGAAACCUGAUCAUCAUCAAACCCUAACUAGCAACAAUGAUGAGGAGGAGGAGAAGAAUAAGUCAUCAACAACAACAACCAGUGGGUAUGCUCUGGCUUCAAUCCCAAUCCCCAAUAGUAAUUGGAAGUUGUUGAAGAACUCGUUCUCGCUUUUCGACCCAAAAACACAAGCUUGGGAUCCUCAGCCCUUCCCAUGCCGUCAGACAGUCGGUAUGUUUGACCGCCACAGCGCAUCUAUUGACGGAAAGUUACAUGUGGUGGCUGAUAAAACGAUGGCUGUUUACGAUGUCAAGGAAGCUAAAUGGGACGUACUCUCUAAUCGAUCAAUGUAUUAUGGCAUGCUUCCUAAUUCUUAUUGCCAGAGAGAUAACGUUGUGUACUCGGCUUCUCCGGAAUCAUUCAGAUGGUAUGACAUCCAGGCACGAAGGUGGAGAGUUUUGCAGGGUUUGGUUGGACUACCCACGUUUCGUCGUGAUUAUGUUUUUAGAUUGGCUAAUUUUGGUGGAAAGCUAGCUGUUAUGUGGUGGCAGACGAUCUGUAUUUAUACCGGUAAGAAGAAGAUUUGGUGUGCCGAGAUUGCGCUUGAAAGGCGCAGCAGCAGCGCAACUUGUGAAAUUUGGGGGAAAGUUGAGUGGUUUGAUCAUGUGCUUACCCUUACACCCAGUGCAUUUGAUGAAUUCACCAGUAUUAUUGCUGCUACUGUUUGA
This is a messenger RNA of Camelina sativa (false flax), 1008 nucleotides long. Lineage: Eukaryota; Viridiplantae; Streptophyta; Magnoliopsida; Brassicales; Brassicaceae. The record is from RefSeq and is a predicted model, not a curated record.